Messenger RNA from Lolium perenne, 963 nucleotides. RefSeq names its product membrane protein PM19L-like. The record is from RefSeq and is a predicted model, not a curated record. NCBI's taxonomy places the organism in Eukaryota, Viridiplantae, Streptophyta, Magnoliopsida, Poales, Poaceae.
CUACCAAAUUCCAAUCGAUCAUCCUCUAGCAGUUUUCAAUUCCAUUUUCUCGUACCCAAACCUAGUACUCUAACCAAUCAAGGCCAGCUCGAUCAAAAGAAGAAAGAAGGAAGCAAUGGCGGGCGUGGGGCGGAACAUGGUGGCGCCACUGCUGGUCCUGAACCUGAUCAUGUACCUCAUUGUCAUCGGCUUCGCGAGCUGGAACCUGAACCACUUCAUCAGCGGCACCACCAACUACCCGGGGGUCGCCGGCAACGGCGCCACCUUCUACUUCCUCCUCUUCGCCAUCCUGGCCGGCGUGGUGGGCGCCGCCUCCAAGCUUGCCGGCGUACACCACGUGCGCGCCUGGCACGGGGGCAGCCUCGCGAACACCGCCGCGUCGGCGCUGGUGGCGUGGGCCAUCACGGCGCUGGCCUUCGGGCUGGCGUGCAAGGAGAUCCACAUCGGCGGCUACCGUGGGUGGCGGCUGCGCGUGCUGGAGGCGUUCGUGAUUAUCUUGAUGUUCACCCAGCUGCUGUACGUGAUGAUGCUGCAUAUGGGUUUGUUCGGGAACCAGUUCGGUGCUGGUUCUGGCGGCUAUGGCGCCGGAGACCACGGGUAUGGCGACCACCAUAACAAGGGCAUGGGCACCGGCGCCGCCGCCACGAGGGUCUGAUAAGCUUGCUUUGCUUGGACGGAUCACGGAUAAGAUGUAGUACGACGUAUGUAAGCGUGUGUGUGGAGCAGAGCGUGAGUUGUAGAUGUAUGUAUGCAUACAUGGUUGUGUUUGUGCGUGCAUGGUCUGUUUUUUUCUUUAGGGAGUAGUGCAUGUACAAGAUCUACUUGGCUGUGUUUAAUUUUAUUAAUCUUAUUAUGUUGCAAUGAAAUCGGAUGGAUAGGUCGAGUCUGAUUUGCAGACGUGUACCGGCAAUGUUUUGAGUUAAAUGUAUGGAUGUGCUAGUAAUAAAAAAGAUGGGGCGAUUA